Molecule: messenger RNA, 651 nt
Organism: Macrobrachium nipponense
Lineage: Eukaryota; Metazoa; Arthropoda; Malacostraca; Decapoda; Palaemonidae
Product: crustacyanin-A2 subunit-like
Exons: 3
Coding region: 18-596 (192 amino acids)
Biological process (GO): response to reactive oxygen species; lipid metabolic process
Cellular component (GO): cytoplasm
Molecular function (GO): pigment binding
Source: RefSeq, a predicted model, not a curated record
GUCUUCCGGCAAACAACAUGUUCAAGUGCGGAGGAAUUCUCGUUGUCUUUUUGGUGGCGUCUGUAGCUGCUGAUGGGCUUCCGUCAUUCCUUGUCCCAGGAAAAUGCGCAAAUGUGAAAGUUCAGUCCGGAUUCGAUCUGCCGAAGUAUCACGGCCGUUGGUACCAGACAGAAAUCCUGGAGAACCCGUACCAGCCUUACACCAAAUGCAUCAACUCCUUCUACGAUUAUUCCGAUGCUUUCGACGGCUUCAAGGUAACUACAGCUGGCUUCAGUCCCAAGGGCGAGCACCUGAAGUUGGAGGGCAAGAUCUACCCUACCAAGGAAUUCCCUACUGCUCAUAUGUUGAUUGAUUUCCCCACAGUGUUCGCCGCUCCUUACCAAGUCAUCGAGACCGAUUAUUACACCUAUUCCUGCGUCUACUCUUGCCUUGGCUGGGGCGCUUACAAGACCGAGUUCGCCUUCGUCUUCUCCAGGAAUCCCCAGAACGGAGGACCUGCUACGACAAAGUGCGCCGAAGUCUUCAAGAGGAGUGGCAUUGAUUUCUCCAAAUUCGUCAAAGUUCCCCAUUCAGCCGAAUGUGUCUACCGAGCUUGAAUUUCACGGUAACAUGAACCUUUUCCCCAAAAUAAACAGCUGAAUUUGAAAAUGA